This is a messenger RNA of Fukomys damarensis (Damara mole-rat), 1279 nucleotides long. It is a transcript of the gene Ube2e1, whose product is annotated as ubiquitin conjugating enzyme E2 E1. Gene Ontology annotation, molecular function: ubiquitin conjugating enzyme activity. Gene Ontology annotation, biological process: protein polyubiquitination. Gene Ontology annotation, cellular component: nucleus. The coding region runs from base 208 to 861 and encodes 217 amino acids. NCBI's taxonomy places the organism in Eukaryota, Metazoa, Chordata, Mammalia, Rodentia, Bathyergidae. The record is from RefSeq and is a predicted model, not a curated record. The transcript has 5 exons.
GCUUCUCCCUCGAGGCCGGGUGGGGAGCCCGGAGGCGAGGGAGGGGCUGCUCGCCGCGUCCCCCACUCGGGGCCAGAACGAAACAAACAAGCAGCGUCCGAUUUGCUGGAGCCUUCAUGGGCCUGGACACUUUGGGAAGAGAGUGGUGGGCGGUGGGCGCCGCCGUGCCCUCCAGACGGUCCCGAGUUCCGUAUUUACACUCCCUGCAUGGCCUUGUGUUUCUGUUUUGUUUCCCUCCCCCUGCAGGGGCUGUCUGCGGGGUGGGGUGGGGGGUUCGCUAUGUCGGAUGACGAUUCGAGGGCCAGCACCAGCUCCUCCUCAUCUUCGUCCUCCAACCAGCAAACCGAGAAAGAAACAAACACCCCCAAGAAGAAGGAGAGUAAAGUCAGCAUGAGCAAAAACUCCAAGCUCCUCUCCACCAGCGCCAAGAGGAUUCAAAAGGAGCUGGCAGACAUCACUCUAGACCCUCCACCUAACUGCAGUGCUGGUCCCAAAGGUGACAACAUCUAUGAGUGGAGAUCUACCAUUCUAGGGCCUCCAGGAUCUGUGUAUGAAGGUGGUGUAUUCUUCCUGGAUAUCACUUUUACUCCAGAAUAUCCCUUCAAACCUCCAAAGGUUACAUUUCGAACAAGAAUCUACCACUGUAAUAUAAACAGUCAAGGAGUUAUUUGCUUGGAUAUAUUGAAAGAUAAUUGGAGUCCAGCACUAACUAUUUCUAAAGUCCUCCUUUCUAUCUGCUCACUUCUUACAGACUGUAAUCCCGCUGACCCUUUGGUGGGAAGUAUUGCCACUCAGUAUAUGACCAACAGAGCAGAACAUGACAGAAUGGCCAGACAGUGGACCAAGAGAUACGCUACAUAAACUGGGUUUUCACAAUUCUUGCGUUGUCUGUCACAGAAGAGAGCUGCUUAUGAUUUUGAAGGGGUGGGGGAGGGUGGGAGUUGGUAAAGAGUAGGGUAUUUCUAUAACAGAUAAUAUUCAGUCUUAUUUCCUAAGAUUUUGUUGUAACUUAAGGUAUCUUGCUACAGUAGACAAAAUUGGUAAUAGCAACUUUUAAAACUCAUUAGUUCUACAGUAUUGGCUGAAAUAUAGUACAGAAAAGAAUGUACAUUUAGACAUUUGGAUUCAAUUGCUUGUAGUAUGUAAUUUUUGAAUUUUUGAACAGCUUAAUUUUGUACAGGUUAUACACGUGGCCAUUUAUGUAAAGUCAUUGUAGGAUGGCAUACUUUGUUUAAAAAAUUGGAAUUUGUUUUUCCUUUCUUGGAAGGGAACAUUGAUA